AUGCUCGACUCUGGGAGCACGUCGGACAAGAUUCAGUCGUCGGCCCCGCUGCAGUGGAAGGUCCUCAUCUACGACUCGUUCUGUAAGGAUGUCCUCGCACCGUUGGUCAAGGUCGGCCACCUCCGCGACAAGGGCGUCACGCUCUACCUGGAUCUGCAUGGACAGAGAGAGGCGAUUCCGGACGUCGUUGCUGUCUACUUUGUCAAGCCGACUCACGACAACCUCAAGCGCAUCGUGGCCGAUGGUCGGGCCGGCUUGUACGAUGCCCUCCAGCUGCACUUUGUCACGCCCAUUGCCCCUGCAGCGCUCGACUCGCUGGCUGCAGACGCCGUGGCUGCCGGUUGCGUUCCACUCAUCGAGGCUGUCUACGACCAGUACUGUGCCUUUGUGGCGCUGGAGGACUCACUCUUUACGCUCUACCACUCGGACUCGUACCGCAGGCUCAACGCUGCUGGCGUCGCCGACUCGGAGAUCGAGGCGUACGUCGACUCGGUUGUCGACGGCCUCUUUGCCGUCUGCGCCACCCUCUCGGCCAUUCCCAUUAUCCGCGCGCCAGCCAACGGCCCGGCGGCGAUGGUGGCCCAGCGGCUGGACGCCCGCAUCCGCGACGCGCGCAUGGCCGGUCUUGCCCUCUUUGAGCAGGUGACCGUAACCGAGUCGGCCAUUCUCGGCUCGUUUGAGCGCCCGCUCCUGGUCCUCACCGACCGGACCGUCGACAUGGCAGUCAUGCUCCAGCACUCGUGGACGUAUCAGACGCUUGUCGAUGACACGCUCGAGUACUCGCUCAACCGGGUCCGGCUCACGCCGCCCGGCGGAAGCGGACCGACCUCGUACGAGCUCGACCCGGCGGCCGACGAGUUCUGGGGCGAGCACGCCGCCACCCCGUUCCCGCAAAUCGGCGACCUUGUUGAAGACAUGGUCGCCAAGUACGCUGCAGUCAUGGACCGGGUCAAGAGCCUCAAGGCCCAGGCCGCCGGCGACGCUGGGCCGUCCGACGGAACUGCGCUCGUCGGGGAGACCCGCGACCUCGCCGCAAACCUCAACGACCAUUCGCGGACCAAGCAGCUCAUCGACGUUCACACCUCGCUUGCCACCGCCCUUCUCUCCGAGAUCGAGGACCGUGCCCUUGAUACCUUUUUCUUUGCCGAGGAGUCCAUCCUGCAGGGCGAGAAGACCGACAUUGCCUCGCUCGAGGAGAUCCUGCUGACCAAGGGCACCCUCGCCGACAAGCUCCGCCUCUUCCUCAUUUGGUUCUGGGCCACGCCCAAGGUCAAGAUCGAGGACGAGACCCGGCUCUCGGACGCACUCACCGGCCUCGGCGUCGACAUUGCCGCCCUUAAGCACCUCAAGCAGAUGAAGUCGUUCAUGCGCAUGUCGCCUGCCGCCCGCGCCUCGGCCUCGGCCUCGGCCUCGUCCACCAAGCUCUCGUGGGGCCAGCUGCUCAAGUCUGGCAAGACCCUGCUCAAGAUGACAGGCGUGGAGAACUGGCUCCCGUCCGAUAACCACCUCCCGCUCACCCGCCUCGUCGCCGCUCUCCUGGAUGGCCCCAAGGCGGGCUCAUCCGCCGCCGCCAAGGACGCCGCAAACUACCUGCUGCUCGACCCUAAGUCGUCGGCUCGUGCCGCCGCCGCCGGCUCUGCACCCACCUCUUUCUCGCAUGCCAUUGUCUUUGUCGUCGGCGGCGGCAACUACAUCGAGUACCAGAACCUCUCCGAGUACGCCAAGAAGGUCUCGUCCUCGCCCGGCCGUUCGCUCACGGUCACCUACGGCACCACACAGCUCAUUGGCGCCGAGGCCUUUUGCGACCAGCUCACCUUCCUCGGCCAGCAGGGGUAA
Thecamonas trahens ATCC 50062 is the source of this 1836-nucleotide messenger RNA. Its product is annotated as Sec1 family domain-containing protein 1. The transcript has a single exon. Gene Ontology annotation, biological process: intracellular protein transport; endoplasmic reticulum to Golgi vesicle-mediated transport. Gene Ontology annotation, molecular function: syntaxin binding. Bases 1 to 1836 code for a protein of 611 amino acids. Gene Ontology annotation, cellular component: Golgi membrane; cytosol. The record is from RefSeq and is a predicted model, not a curated record. Lineage: Eukaryota; Apusomonadida; Apusomonadidae.